GAGAAAAGUCCCCUUCGUUCGGCGAGCAAAUCACGAUUUGCGUUUACGUUGACAGCGCACAGCUAAAUUUCAAUAGUCAUCUUGCAUGUAGCAGCGCGCAGUUCGCGUUCGGGAAAACACAAAGCCGUUAUUAACCAAAUCGUUUGCAACUCAUUCUAACGCAUCACCGUACCACAAUCAGUCAGCCAAUCCGUCGCAGUAAUGGCAGGAAAUUUGGAGGAUCGUGAAAUCUGGGAAGAUUCGGAGGAAGCACUCGGUGAGGAAGUGCUCCGGAUGCCAACCGACGAGCUGGUAAGUCGUACCCGGCUGAUGGACAACGAGAUCAAAAUAAUGAAAAGCGAGGUGGUCCGCAUCAAUCACGAACUGCAAACGCAGAACGAGAAAAUUAAGGACAACACGGAGAAGAUAAAGGUGAACAAAACGCUGCCGUACCUCGUCUCGAACGUUAUCGAGCUGCUGGAUGUUGAUCCACAGGAAGAGGAAGAUGACGGUGCGGUAGUGGUGCUAGACUCGCAGCGGAAAGGCAAGUGUGCGGUAAUCAAGACGUCCACCCGCCAGACCUACUUUCUGCCGGUGAUUGGGCUCGUAGACUCGGAUAAGCUGAAGCCGGGCGAUCUAGUUGGCGUGAACAAAGAUUCCUACCUGAUUCUGGAAACACUUCCGGCCGAGUACGAUGCGCGCGUGAAGGCGAUGGAGGUGGAUGAACGCCCGACCGAACAGUACUCCGAUAUCGGUGGGCUGGACAAGCAGAUACAGGAGCUGAUCGAAGCGGUCGUCCUACCGAUGACGCACAAGGACAAGUUCAAAAACCUCGGUAUUCAUCCACCAAAGGGUGUGCUGCUGUAUGGACCGCCCGGCACAGGCAAAACACUGCUGGCCCGUGCCUGUGCCGCUCAGACAAAAUCCACCUUUCUCAAGCUAGCCGGACCGCAGCUGGUACAGAUGUUCAUCGGUGACGGUGCAAAGCUGGUACGGGAUGCGUUUGCACUAGCGAAGGAAAAAUCACCCGCCAUUAUCUUUAUUGACGAGCUGGACGCAAUCGGUACGAAGCGUUUCGACUCGGAGAAGGCUGGUGAUCGCGAGGUGCAACGCACCAUGUUGGAGCUACUGAAUCAGCUCGAUGGGUUCAGUUCGACCGCCGACAUUAAGGUGAUUGCCGCCACAAACCGUGUGGACAUACUCGAUCCGGCCCUGUUGCGUUCGGGUCGACUCGACCGAAAGAUCGAAUUUCCGCAUCCGAACGAAGAGGCACGAGCCCGUAUCAUGCAGAUCCAUUCCCGCAAGAUGAACGUCAGCCCGGACGUCAACUUUGAGGAACUGGCCCGAUCGACGGACGACUUCAAUGGGGCACAGUGUAAGGCGGUGUGUGUCGAGGCGGGCAUGAUUGCGCUGCGCCGAUCGGCAGUGUCCGUCAUACACGAAGACUUUAUGGAUGCGAUCAUGGAGGUGCAGUCGAAAAAGAAGGCAAAUCUGAAUUACUUUGCCUGAACGAUUGGUUUAGUUUAUAGUUUUUUUUCCUUAUAUAUCUUAAUUCAUCUCCUUAUUUAACUGGAUGCCUUUUCUUCUGGAUGAAUUUCAGUUAAAAUACUGGUAGAAAUUCGUUGGUGUUCAAAAAUAACUUCAAAUUACUCUGUGCUGCUAUCUGCUGAACUGGAAACAGUAAUGUAAUAAAGCAAACAAAUUCUUACACACCUAAUAA
This is a messenger RNA of Anopheles funestus (African malaria mosquito), 1699 nucleotides long. RefSeq names its product 26S proteasome regulatory subunit 6A-B (gene Rpt5). Lineage: Eukaryota; Metazoa; Arthropoda; Insecta; Diptera; Culicidae. The record is from RefSeq and is a predicted model, not a curated record. Gene Ontology annotation, molecular function: ATP binding; proteasome-activating activity; ATP hydrolysis activity. The coding region runs from base 202 to 1488 and encodes 428 amino acids. Gene Ontology annotation, biological process: proteasome-mediated ubiquitin-dependent protein catabolic process. The transcript has a single exon. Gene Ontology annotation, cellular component: proteasome regulatory particle, base subcomplex.